Penicillium arizonense is the source of this 363-nucleotide messenger RNA. RefSeq names its product CTAG/PCC1 family protein. Gene Ontology annotation, cellular component: EKC/KEOPS complex. The record is from RefSeq and is a predicted model, not a curated record. The transcript has 2 exons. NCBI's taxonomy places the organism in Eukaryota, Fungi, Ascomycota, Eurotiomycetes, Eurotiales, Aspergillaceae. The coding region runs from base 1 to 363 and encodes 120 amino acids.
AUGGCUCCCGAAUCCAACAACCACGAGUUCCCCUACUCACUAACAAUCUCCCUCCCCCUCCCAACAAAUCGCCUCGCCUCCUCCGCCUUGCGCACCCUAGAAGUUGACUCAGAACUGUCCCCCUUCGUGCGGCGCACACUAAGUCUCGAAUCUCCAACCUCCGAAGCUCCCUCGGAGCCCAAAGAAAAGAAACAAAAGCAAGAUCACGAUGAAUCAAAGAGCGUGUUGAAGACUACAUACUACGCGACGACCAAUCGCAUGCUACGCGUUGCUGUGAAUGGGUUUAUGGAGAGUCUGGGUGUUAUACUUGGGGUUAUGGCUGAAUUGGAUGUUGAUGUUCUGAAGGCUGAGAUGGAGGGUUGA